AUGGAUGACCGCUACAAUGCUUCGACAACGAGGUCUGGGUCCAGGCCGUCGUCCGGGGACGGAAUUGGACUCCUGAGCAGUAGAGAUCCACCCAAUGUGAUGGCAACUACGAUUACUGCCACAGAGCCGGGAACAUUCUACCGGGGGCGACACUCGAGAGGUAAUUCAAGAGAGGAGCGGCUGGGUUCGAUUGACGAAAGUGGAGGAUCCUAUGAAAUGAUUGAGCCGCCCACGCCAACAAAGACUCGGCGACUGAGCCCAGGACCAUCGAAUGCUUCAUCGAUGCUGAGACGGCUAACCACCAAAAUUGCGCCUGUCGGUCGGCCUCACUUUCGCUCCACCAAGAGGACGAAAGGACAGCAAUAUGCGACACUCGACGACGAGGAUGACAACCGAGCUAGCACUGUGGACAUAUCCUCACUCGCGGGCUUGGGCUGGGAGCUAAACGACAUGUCUCAUUUAGAUGUAUCACAUCCUGGAGAAGAUACAGCAUAUAAUCCCCCGGCAAGCACAGAGCGAAAGCCCGACUUUCGCAGCUUCGUGGAGAAGCGUCGUUCGGUGGGAGAAGGUAUGAGAGACAUAGGUGUCCAAUUGAGGCGCGACCCGACUAAAGUCGUGAGACGACCUACUGGUGGUUCUGGCGGUGGUUUAAGCACUGGCAUCGAUCGAGCUAAGACUGUGCGACAGUUGGGUCAGGAUCUGGCGCAAAAGAAAAACAUGAUUGUCGAGAUAGAGGAGGCGGUCGACUUGAGCUCCCUAGAAGGUGGACAGCCAGACAAUCGAGCCAGUCGAGCAUUCGAGACCACUUCGGACCGACAAAGCAUCAUGCCACAGGAAACGAAGAGUUACUUUUUCCCCGAGGAUCCGGAUAUUCCGAACUGGAAGCCAUUCUCCAUGAGCAGCAUUUAUAUUCUGGUCUUGAUGGCCCUUGCCCUUGGUCUGGCCGGACUUCAAGAGUAUCUGUGUCAAAGAUCCAUCAAGCGUACAAAGGAGAAUAGUGGACUUCUUGCUUUCAACCACGUGGCUGAGAUCUCGACAUGGGAUUUCUUUGCGUGGAAAUAUUUGCCAACCAUGGUCUGCAUUGUCUAUGCCGUACUCUUCUCGAUCAUGGAUUUCGACAUCCGCCGACUGGAGCCCUUCUAUCAAUUGUCACGACCCGGCGGUGCGCUGGCCUCGGCGAGUCUCAACUUGGAUCAUCUUACCAUGUUUCAAUACUUUGUACCUUUCAAGGCCUUUCGCCUAAAACAAUAUGCCGUCUUAUUUUCAACCACGGGCAACAUCGUCGCAUCGAUGGUCGGGCCUUCCCUCCAGAAUCCCUCCCUCGAUAUGCAGACUAAUCCGAACCCCAAGUGCAACGCCGGUGGAUGCGGAGAUUCCGACGAAAAGCACUAUUGGCUCCGAGUUGACCCUGUAUGGUCGCGUCUGCUCUCGGCAAGCUACCUGAUUGUGGCUCUCGUUCUGGUGGUUCUGUUCUUCCAACUCCGCCGGAAGUCUGGCUUGCUGAGUGAUCCGAAGGGGAUUGCGGGAAUCGCGUCCAUGGCCACCAAAUCACACAUCCUGCAAGAUUUCUCUGGAUUAGACAUGGCCACAAGAGGAAAAAUUCAUAAAAGACUCCAGCAUAGACGAUAUGUGCUCUAUAAAUCGUCCAUCUGGCAAGGUGAAUGGACCUCGACCAGUGACCCUGUGCUGGAUAGUGAGAAGAAGCUGACCAGUCCGCACCCCAUCAUGCUUCGGUUGGAGUUUGGUAUUCCCUUCCUCAUCUUCAUGCUCUUAUGCAUGGUGGCAGUGCUCCUUAUCACUUUGACGCCAGCCCGAGUGGUUCCCAACGCUGUACCGUGGUUGCCGAUUGUUGUUGCUACGGCACUGAAAUUAACCUUCAGCACAUUCGAAGCCGAUGUUCGACUUAUCGAACCAUUCUAUCAGCUUUCAAAGGGAAAUGCGAAGCCCGAGAACAGCCUGACCCUCGACUACCAAGCCACUGUGUAUGGCUGGAUCACAUGCAAAGCUCUCUGGAACCGUCAUUACCUCGUGGCAUUAGUAGGGUUCUCAUCGCUUCUCCUGGACAUUCUCACCGUCACCGUGGGUUCGUUUUCUGUCAACUCAGAAGUCUUUUUGAAGCUGAAAGACAAGGACGACUCAAGUGGUGACGAGACAUUCGCCUCGUUCUGGGCUUCGCUGAUCCUGUCGGUGACGAUCCUUGUGAUUGUCAUCUGCACGACAUCAAUAGUAUAUUGGCGACGCCGCCACCCAUUCUUACCACGAGAGCCAUCCACCAUUGCGGCUAUACUGGCGUUCAUAUACUCGAGUAAUAUGCUCACAGAUUUCAUCGAUACCGAGACUUUGAACAACAAACAAAUGGAGCAACGACUAAUGGGACUGGGCAAGCGGUACGGUCUCGGCUGGUUUCGUGGUCGAGACGGUCAAAUACAUUGCGCGAUCGACGAAGAACCGAUGAGAAGCCGAUAUGUACAUGGCAAACCAUAUACGAUGGCACAGGCAGGUCCAUUGCAGCCUCACGAGACAUUUUAUUCUGUAUAG
Exophiala spinifera is the source of this 2538-nucleotide messenger RNA. RefSeq lists its product as uncharacterized. NCBI's taxonomy places the organism in Eukaryota, Fungi, Ascomycota, Eurotiomycetes, Chaetothyriales, Herpotrichiellaceae. The transcript is spliced from 2 exons. The coding region runs from base 1 to 2538 and encodes 845 amino acids. The record is from RefSeq and is a predicted model, not a curated record.